Messenger RNA from Spodoptera frugiperda (fall armyworm), 4296 nucleotides. Its product is annotated as BTB/POZ domain-containing protein Tiwaz. NCBI's taxonomy places the organism in Eukaryota, Metazoa, Arthropoda, Insecta, Lepidoptera, Noctuidae. Gene Ontology annotation, molecular function: protein binding. Gene Ontology annotation, biological process: protein homooligomerization. The record is from RefSeq and is a predicted model, not a curated record.
AUGCAAGCCAUCAAGGCAGGUAGUCCGUUGCCGGAGGACAUGUCGUUGGCGGUGGACAGCAAGCUGAUCGUGGGCAUACCUCGCGUGGCCACCACCACCAAGGACAAUGCGCCCGUCCACAUCGACGUCGGUGGCACCAUCUAUACUUCGUGUCUGGAAACUUUGACUUCAUUCCCGGAGUCCAGACUGAGCAAGAUGUUUAACGGCACGAUUCCAAUAGUCCUGGACACGUUGAAGCAGCACUACUUCAUCGACCGUGAUGGUGGCAUGUUCCGCCACAUCCUCAACUACAUGCGCUACAGGAAGCUGCUGCUGCCAUCCGACUUCCAAUACUUGGACCUUCUGAUACAUGAGGCGCAGUUCUUCGAGCUUGACAAUAUGGUGUAUGCUCUGACGAAGGUGAAGGUAGAAAGGGAAGGAAUGAAGCAGGAUAGGGAGUGGCUGAGCGAGGCUACUGAGCGCCUGAAGAAGGAAACUGAGAUACUGAUGCACGAACGUGGCCGUCUGCAGCAGCGCUGGUCUUAAACAGAGCUAGACUGCAGUUUCCAAGACAUCAGCUGAUCCAUAACCGAAGAGACGUCGCAUUUAAGUACUACUUUUUAAGGUUGUUUUUGAAGUACCGUUUUGUAUUUACUUUGUAGUGUAAAUUGUAAUCAAUUAAUGUUUAGUAAAAUUCCAAAGUUAGAUACUUAGUUACGUUAGUUAUGUUUUUAGUGAUUAUCUUAUUAGGUAUAGUAGCGAGAGUUUGCUUAUUAUAGUAGUUAUUAAUUUGACACAGUAGGUAAGUGAAAUCAUAAAAUAUUAGAUAUUAUUAUUAAUUUUAUUUAUAAAAUUGGAAAUUCGUUAACACGUUGAAGAGAUGCACAGAAAUAUUUUUUUAUUAAGUGGAUAAUAAUUAACCCAUAGGAAAAUAUGCCAUCUGACUAAUUAAAUCCAUAGCAAGUCUUAUAGAAUUCAUUAACCUACUACUUACCUGCUGCAAUAUUUACAAUUAAUAAUGGGCAAAGUUGACUACUGUUCAAAAAUAUUGUUAAGGAAACUAGGCACACCAAGAUACUUUUAUUUCAUUCCUAAGCAAUAUUUAUUGUUUCUGUGAAUCUUAAAAAACGUGUAAAAUAUUCGUUGUUCCUUUAUAAAAAUGUUGUUAUUAUUAAUUAGUUUAAUUGUUGAUCUUAUGUUAUUAACGUUAAACGUUCCCAUCAAUUAUUAUUUUUAAGUAUUUUCCUAGUUAAGUAUUUCAUUUUGAAGUAGGUAAUUGGUUAAGGAACAUAUUAUACUUAAACAUAAUCUUUCAUUAUUAGAUAUUAGGUAUACUAUUAAAAUUAUUAGUACUUAGAAGUAGUAUGUUUAAUAUAAUUAAGUAGCUACUUGUAUUUCUAAUUCUAUUUUAUAAAAUUAAGGUGAAAUUUAAGUGAAUGAUAUAUAAAAUGGUAAUUAUAAAAGCUGUUUAUUAGAAUUCAUGUUGCAGAAAUGCUGAAACAUGUUUGGUGGACAUUUAUUGGUUAUAUAAUUUAAAAUUAUUUGUAGAUACUUAAUAUCGGUGAUUCGUAUACCAGAAUUGUGCUAUUUACUUAAGGGAUAAGUGUGUGUACAUAAUUAGGGCUGGUGGCUUAUUGGGUAGGUUACAUAGAAUGGAUGCUCACUUCAGCAGGAUAGAUUAUUUCAGGGUGUCGAAACAUUAGGAAUCUCAAUAUGUUGAAAACUUGAAUGUCACAUUUUUGACUAAAAUGUGAAUUUUGAAUAAUGAUCUUUACGUAAAACAAGAACCAAAAAUGAGCUAGAUAUUCGCAGAAUCGCAGACCUGAUUCAAAUUGUCUUUCAUGAUAAGUCACCUUAAAUGAAUAGGGCGUGAGGGCAAACACUUUUCAAAAUUAAUUAAGGUUUUGAUUUAAUUUAUUUAGGUCAGGUAGGUAAGGAACAAUGACGUGAGGUAGAAAAACCUUCGCAAAGACUGAUGUUUUGAUGAUGGUUUAGGUAUUUCGAUACAUGCGAGUUCGAAUGUGUUUAAUGGCUUUGAAAAAGAACAUGAAGCAAGUACAAAGGAGAUGUCAUAAUGUGAUUGUGCACACAAAAAUAAACAUAAAAAUAUGAAGAUGGGUUACCUAUAAGCGAUCAGAAAGUGGCACUCUAAAAUGUGGACAGUUGGCAACGUGUUUGUAGUAUGGGAUUGCAUGUUGGAAAACAGAAAGGGGCCUGAUUUAUAACAUCCUGCGCUCCCUUAAAGCGUCACGCUUAUGUUUAGGAAAAUCCCAUUAUGAUAUCUCUUCUUAGUAUUGGCUUCAUGAAAAAGACACAUGUGAAGAAUCAGCACCAUUAUUAUGAGUGAGUGAGAAAAACAAAGAGAAGUAAAAGUGUGUUAGAGGAAUUCUUGAAGCAUUGUCAGUCUCAGAGAAAGUACCUACUAGGUGAUAUCUUUUGUUAUGAGCACGAUGUAGUAUUAUGGUUAAUACACUUUCUACAGAUUAGGCUAUGGUGACCAUCAGUUGACCUGAAAGUUUUACUGCCUACAAAAGUAGUUUAAAAAAGGAUGAAAUCCAUUUAGCUGAGCGAAUGUGAUGGAUGGAUAUGAAGGGGAAAAUACCAGAAGGUUUGAGAAGCAGUGCAUGUCAUAAAUCACAAAGGUAAUAGUAAAAAAAGUACUUGCUUGAGAAUUGGGAUGAGGCUAGACUCUUUAUUACUAAAUUCUUCAUAAAGGUAUCAAAAUUAUUUUUAUUUUGUCCACCUCAAAAACUCAAAUUAAACAGCGUCGCUCCAUCUGCAGUAACAUUCAGGUUUUUAUAAAUAUUUAUAUUGUCAUUUACUUGAACUUCUAUUUUUAUUAAACCUCUAAAUAGAGGUAGUAUCUAGGUCUCUCAUUUCAACAAAACAUACCUCGAAAAGUAGCUUAGUUGUUUUUGUAAUCAUAUAGACAUUAGCGCACCGGUAUCUGGAAGUCUGAUCUCAUUGAUAAAUUAAUGUGAUUGGCUAUUACUGAGCGAGGAAGACAUAAAGCGAUGGUGCUGCCAGCGGCUGUAAUGUUUAACUUUGGAUUGGGCACUAACGCCCGAAUACUGUAAUGCUGCUCAAUUUUAAGUUGUACUUAAAUAUCGUGAUAUUUCUGUCAUUUUUUUAUGAUGUGAUAGGGACAGAACUAGUUUUGAGAGCGUCAUGAUUGAGUAGCUUUGAAUAUUCGGACAUAAGGGGAGAAGAAGUAUCUAGCACUGUCGUUUUGUUUUUUCCUUUCUGAUAAGAAUUAUAUUUAUUAUCUAUUUAUUGACGUUCUUUAGCCUCAUCUCUGUCAGCCAAAUUUCCAAAAUUCUAAUGUAAACGAUAAAAAUACUGACAGAAUGUUUGUUUCGAUCAACCUUCGAGAUGUCUGGUGUUUACUUGUUUAGACUAAGUUUAGUUUAGUCGUUGUUUGAGGCUAGUUCAUUUUAAUUUUAGUUUUAAAGAGGCUCCUUUUUAAUUUGCUCCAUUUCACAUAGAAGACAAAUCAUAAAACAUUUCGAUGCGUAAUAUCAAGAACUAUUUUGUUAACAAUAUAAUCAGUCAGUAGUUGUAGUGUGAACCUAAAUUUAGCUACUUUUUAGUUGCAGUAAUAUAAAAAUGACCCAUAAAUAAUAUUCUAUUAAGUUUAAUAUUUAAUAUAAACUAUUAUAGGCCUUUGGUUUUAAUAUUGAUUUCAUGAAAUAUAAGUAAAUGUUUUCGGAUGAUCUGCAACCUAUUAGAUUAGUAUAAGCCGGUACUUUGGUAUUAUUGUCCUGGUACUCGGUAUUUUAUUUCGGGGUUCCUUUACCCCAGCUUAUACUGCGUAGAAAGAAGAAAACAGGAAAUUACUUAUUCAUUCCUUCAAGACUAUGAAUUAACCAAAGCUUUAGUAAAAAUUUUGGCUUACACGACAUAAAAUUAUACUAAAGACUACAGAAAUAUAAUAAGUACUGUAAGAUCGCGUUUCUAUGAUCCUAGAAGGUAACUUUGACCCAAGCUUUUAGACCAGUGGAAAACUAAUAUACCUACGCAUUUUUCUGGAUUCUUAUUGGUAUCAAAAUUACCCCUAGUGUCAAAGAAAUCCGAUCUUACCGAUAUUCGGUGUGAUUUCUUAUUUCAGUCUAUCAAAAUGUUUGUUUCCUGGUUUCUUAUUUCUAUACUGUGUUUGUUAUAGAAUAGAUAUAGUAAUAGUAAGUACAAUAAUUAAGGUUACCCAUAAGUUUAUAUACCACACAGUGGUACUAUUUAGCUUCUAAUGACAUACUUUUAUCUUCUUUAGCCUAUGUAUUGAUAUUUCACCUUGUGAUUAUAAUAAAGGAAUAAAAGAAA